Molecule: messenger RNA, 797 nt
Organism: Pezoporus occidentalis (night parrot)
Lineage: Eukaryota; Metazoa; Chordata; Aves; Psittaciformes; Psittacidae
Product: fibroblast growth factor 11-like
Exons: 5
Coding region: 10-714 (234 amino acids)
Biological process (GO): regulation of voltage-gated sodium channel activity
Cellular component (GO): cytoplasm; nucleus
Molecular function (GO): growth factor activity; sodium channel regulator activity
Source: RefSeq, a predicted model, not a curated record
CCCCCCGCCAUGGCGGCCUUGGCCAGCUCCUUGAUCCGGCAGCAGCGGCGCGGGGGGGGCGGGGGGGGGGGUCCGGAGGGGGCGCCCCUCCCCCCCUCCAUGCCCCGCCCCCCGCCCCGCCCCCCCUCCCUCUGCCAACAGCAGCUCCGGGGGCUCGUGGCCAAAGUGCGGGGCUGCGGCCGCAGGGGGGGGGCCCGGGGGGGGACCCCAGAGCCGCCGCUGAGGGGCGCUGUGGCGCGGCUGCGCUCGGGGCACGGCCACCUCCUGCAGAUGGCGCCCGACGGGAGGCUGGAGGGCACGCGCGAGGAGGCGGGGCCAGGCACGCUGUUCAACCUCAUCCCCGUGGGGCUCCGCGUCGUCGCCAUCCAGGGCGCGCGCGCCGGGCGCUACGUGGCCAUGAACGGGGCCGGGCUCGUCUACAGCUCCGUUCACUUCACGGCCGAGUGCCGCUUCAAGGAGGGGGUGUUCGAGAGCUACCACGUGCUCUACGCCUCGGCCCUAUACCGGCAGCGCCGCUCGGGGCGCGCCUGGUACCUGGGGCUGGACCGGCACGGCCGCCCCAUGGCGGGGCCCCGCGUGCGCAAGGACAAGGCCGCCGCGCACUUCCUGCCCCAGCUGCUGGAGGUGGCUCUGUACCGGGAGCCCUCCCUGCACGAGGUGGAGGAGCCCCCCGGGCCCCCCCCCGAAGCCUCCAAGCCGACCUGUGACCUCUGACCUCCAUCACGUGACCUCCGACCUCCAUCACGUGACCUCUGACCCCCGAACUGUGACCUCUACCCACCCACCCUGACCUUUUG